This is a messenger RNA of Phaedon cochleariae (mustard beetle), 1243 nucleotides long. The record is from the annotation of a GenBank genome assembly. NCBI's taxonomy places the organism in Eukaryota, Metazoa, Arthropoda, Insecta, Coleoptera, Chrysomelidae.
CAAUGAGUGAUGGUGGCCUUCAUAUUAAUUUCAUAAUAUAUUUCAUGAGGUCCCAAACAUUUUCCCUGCAUAAGGACACACUAAUCUUGGGCCGGACCUGAUUAUCAUUAAUAUUCAUCAUUUCAAUCACAGACAGACUAGGUUAUCUCUCAGUGAGAGGCAUGAGUUUUGUGAUACUUGCUUUCAUCAGUGUCCUUAUCAAAUGCCCAAUAAUGGCACUUCCAACAUGUUUACCUUUGGAGUCAAAAGCUUUAUAUGUACCUUCUUUGACGUCGUUAGCAGAAACCCUGAAUGAAGGUUUGAAAUCAAAUUUUGCAGAAGUGUCUGUGGAAGUGGUUGAAUGUCCAGAUUUAACUCAGGAGCCUUUUACACUGGCCAGCAAAGGUCUGGGGGGUAACCCAAAAAUAAUCGAAUUAGGAGGCAAUCCGUAUCUCCUCCCACUGGUACACAAGGAAAAAGUAUAUGAUCUGAAGAAUAUAGCUAAGCUAGUAGGUUCUGAUCCUGCUUUCAUUAUUGGAGCAGGUGCAGGACCGAACCCUUACAUUGGUGUCAACUGUGAGGGCAUUUAUAACUUGAAUAUCUCAAAUGGAACGGUGAAUCAACUAUCUAGAAUCUCCAAAAUUGAUAAGAAUGAUGAUAAGUCGGAACAAAUUACACUGCCAAAUACAGAGACGCGUGCGGCUCUCAUGGCGAAUUUAUUAAUUACAGAAGGAAAACCGGGACCGGUGAUAAAAGUUCACGUCAAGAGACGUAUUGGAGAAGACAAUUUCAUAACGACUAUCAGGAAAGCUAUAGAAAAGAAAUAUCAGGAUAAAAAUGUUGGAAUGGGUGGCGUGUUCGUACUGAAGGAGGGGAAGGCCAAACAGCACGUUAUGAGAGAUUUUUCAAAAACUCCUAUCGAAAAUGAGGAACAACUCAAUAACUGGCUGAAGUUUUAUAACAUGUCUGCACCCCUCAUUGCAGUUGGCACAUUAGUGAAUGCAGAUAUGGAUUUGGAUUUGAGGGUUCAACAUUUCCAUAGCUUCAGCCACCAUGGAGAGGCUGGACACUAUCAUUAUGAUACAACACCUGAAACUGCCGAAUAUUUGGGGUAUUUCACUUUGGGAGAAAAUAUUUAUAGAAUUGAUAGACCAAUAAAUACUCACAGUUGGGGAAGGGACUAAGAGCAAUGUAAUGAAUUUCUAUUUUGUAUGGUGGAUGGUUCAUUAAGUUUUAUACAACACAAUAUAUUCUAUUGAAUAUU